Messenger RNA from Cordyceps militaris CM01, 576 nucleotides. RefSeq names its product ubiquitin-conjugating enzyme E2. Gene Ontology annotation, cellular component: cytosol; endoplasmic reticulum. The coding region runs from base 1 to 576 and encodes 191 amino acids. The transcript has 2 exons. Lineage: Eukaryota; Fungi; Ascomycota; Sordariomycetes; Hypocreales; Cordycipitaceae. The record is from RefSeq and is a predicted model, not a curated record.
AUGGCGGGACCGUAUUCAGCAGCGGCGACCCUUUUGCGCCGCCAGCUCAAAGAGAUGCAGGUCAGCAAGGAUAUCCCCGGAAUAUCGUGCGGCCUCGUCAGCGACAGCAACAUAUUUGAGUGGGAGGUUAUGCUCAUGAUCAGCGACGACUGCAAAUACUACGGAGGUAUGUCUUUAGAAGCUGGCACGCUCUUGUGGUUGCCCAAUCACGGCGGCAACUUUCGAGCGCACCUCGUAUUCCCGCCCAACUACCCUCACAUGCCACCAUCCCUGACCUUUCAGGAGCCGAUCCCCUUCCACCCCAACAUUUACGAAAACGGCAAGCUGUGCAUCUCGAUCCUGCACCCGCCUGAGGAGGACCAGUACGGAUACGAGGCGGCCUCGGAGCGUUGGAGCCCCGUCCAGUCCCCCGAAACGAUCCUACUGAGCAUCAUCAGCUUGUUCCACAGCCCUAAUGAGGAGAGCCCGGCCAAUGUCGAGGCAGCUAGGAUGCUACGUGAGGAAAAGGAGGGCAAGCAUAAGGACUUUCGCCGUCGUUGCCGUCAAUGCGUGCGGGAGAGCCUGGGAGAGGACUAG